Messenger RNA from Thunnus maccoyii (southern bluefin tuna), 2750 nucleotides. RefSeq names its product RNA binding fox-1 homolog 1, like (gene rbfox1l). Gene Ontology annotation, biological process: nervous system development; regulation of alternative mRNA splicing, via spliceosome. The record is from RefSeq and is a predicted model, not a curated record. Gene Ontology annotation, cellular component: nucleus; cytoplasm. Bases 307 to 1458 code for a protein of 383 amino acids. Lineage: Eukaryota; Metazoa; Chordata; Actinopteri; Scombriformes; Scombridae. Gene Ontology annotation, molecular function: mRNA binding. The transcript has 12 exons.
CAGAAGCUCACUUGCUUUCUCUUUCCCUGCUCUACAUCCUGUCUAAUUUCUGGACAGGACUUCGGUUGUUUUGUGGAGUUUCGUUGUGUUUUGUUUGACUCAUCUGCGAGGUUAACAGAAUCUUAACCGUCUUUCCCUACUCGCCCUCUUGGAUCUUCUGUUUUCUCCUGUUGGGAUUUUUUUUCUCCAACCUGACUGCGUGCUUUCCUGUGUGCAUAUCAACCCUUCCUUUUCCCCUCUGCUCUCCUUCUCCUUCUCCUCCCAUCUUCCACCGUUCCCUGUCUCCUUGUGCGUGGUUUUUGGGCUAUGCUAUCCUCACCCACUGUGAUUCUUCAGCCUUAUGGACUGCCUGUCUACCCACAGACAACCACAUGCUACCCCAGCAUAGUUCAGGGAGGCCCCACCCAGGAGGCCGGCCCCGGCAGUGGCGACCCCGCCCUGCCUCAGGUCUACGCCCCGCCUCCUUCCUACCCCCCUCCAGGUCAAGGUCAGCCAGCAUCUGCAGGCAGACUGCCACCUCUUGAUUUUAGCUCUGCGCAUGCCAGUUCAGAGUACCCUGAACAUCCCCAGCUCAGAGUCUAUCAGGGCCCCCAGCACGACGGGGCGGAGACUCUGACAUCCAGCAACACGGAGGAAGCGUUGGUACCUGUGACCUCUGACCCCCAAUCUCUGAGCGUGUCGGUGUCGUCAGGGGGCGGAGCGGGAAGCGGAAGUGAAGAGGAAGGGUCAGGUAAGGCCCAACCAAAACGCCUCCACGUCUCCAACAUCCCUUUCCGCUUCAGAGACCCAGACCUCCGGCAGAUGUUUGGGCAAUUUGGCAAGAUCCUUGAUGUAGAAAUUAUCUUCAAUGAAAGGGGGUCCAAGGGCUUUGGAUUCGUCACCUUUGAGAGUGCAGCUGAGGCUGACCGAGCACGAGAAAAGCUGAAUGGAACGAUCGUGGAAGGGAGGAAGAUUGAGGUUAAUAACGCCACUGCAAGAGUAGUUACCAAGAAGCCCCAAACACCUCUUGUGAACGGUGAAAUUUCAACUUCUGGAUGGAAGAUCAACCCUGUCAUGGGGGCGAUGUAUGCACCUGAACUCUAUACAGUUGCCAGUUUCCCAUACCCUGUAGCCACUCCUACUCUGGCCUACAGGGGCUCUGCGCUGCGUGGCCGAGGUCGAGCCGUCUACAACACCAUUCGCUCUGCUGCUGCCACACCUGCUGCUGUGCCUGCCUACCCUGGGAUGGUAUAUCAAGAUGGACUGUAUGGAGCAGAAGUCUAUGGCGGCUAUCCUGCAGCUUAUAGAGUGGCUCAAUCAGCAUCUGCUGCCACGGCAACCUACAGCGAUGGAUACGGACGGGUUUAUGCCACAGCUGCAGAUCCCUAUCACCACUCAGUUGGACCAACAACAACAUAUGGGGUUGGUACAAUGGCCAGUUUGUACAGAGGAGGAUACAACCGCUUCACCCCGUACUGAGACGCCCCAAAAGAAGUGCAAAAGAAGUCUCCCUUGAACUCUGGGACUGGCUGAUCCGUGAUAUGCUGCAGGACAGGUUAUGAGAUCCUUCAUCUUUUUUUUUUUUUUUUUUUUUGGGGAAAUGUGGGAAUGGUUUUUACCUCCUGUCUCCAUCACAACCUCUCCCCCCCGAGAGACUAAACAGACUGAAGCUGUAAAUACUGUAGGACUGUUCUUUCUACUGAAGAAUACUUAUAUCACACGGAAGAGGAUGAUAUGUAAUAUAUAGACAGUUGCGUAAAACCUUUAACUGAUUAUUGUUUUCUGAAUUUAAAGAGUAUUGAUGUUGGUAGAUCGCUAACACUACAGGGUUGGUGAAAAAUACUGUGAGAAUUCUUUUUUUUUUUGUGAUUAAUAUCUGAGAUUUUUUCAAGUUUCACGGGUCAAGCUGUACAAAAAAAAGAGAACAUUUUGUACAAUGUUAAAUGACAUAUUUUUGAUGACAAAGAUUUACUAAAUCUCUCUAUUUAAGCGUGUCUGUCUGUGUGUGUGUGUGUGUGCGUGCGUGUGUGUGUGCGUGUGUGUGUGUGAGCAUAUGAGUGAGGUUGCAUCAGCACUGUUCAGUUAAUCCAGUCGGAUGAGAGACAGCUGUGACACUGGUAUCAUUAUGACUCUUUUUGGCCCGCUGAAGUAUGACAAACGCAGAACUAAUGUUUGUCUGGAUUGUCUGCGGUUGGAAUUUCAUUUGUUUUUGCCUCUCUAACAAUCUACCUCUCAUACGUUUCUAGCUUUUCAUACAGCUGGCAGAAUUAAUCCUGCGUCGUUUUUUUUCUCUUUCUGUCCAUAAAUCCAGACUAACAUAGUCUAGUUUCUGUUUCUGUGGCUCUGUAUCUCAUCUCUUUUACUCACCCUGGAAGGUUUUAUUCUACCGAAUUGCUUUGAACCCUGUUAUGUGUAUUCACAACUGGGAAUUACAGUAAAAAAGCAGCCUUUUGCUGUUGGCUUUAACACACAAUCUGAAGAUUUAUUACUCAAAGGCACCUCAUCAGUAGAAAUGACAUUUUCUGACUCGAGACUACUUCUCUCAUCUGUACGCUGCUGUCAAUCCCACAAAACAUUUUUUUUUCAUUCAAACUCUUGUCUAACGUCGCCUUAUUUCUCUAUUUGCUGCCAUCUUUUCUUGUAUUUUCUGUCUCCUUCCUCACUCAGAGCUGUUGAAUGAUUUCUCGACUACUAUUGAUGAACUCUUCUUGUCUUUGUUUCUGUCGCACUCUGUGCUGCUGUGUUUGAUGUUUACCUCUAAAUAAAGCUGU